AUGGCAAAGAAAAGUAAGAAAGAUAAAGAUGCCAAAAAGGCCAGAGCAGAACAAAAAUUGAAAAAGAAUCAAGCCAAAGCAGAACAAAAGGACAAAAAGAAGCUAUCCAAAAACCAAAACGUUGAUGGUGAUGAUGAUGACUUGGACAUUGAAACCGUUCUAGCGAAUUUUAAAAUGGAACAAGAAAAGUUCGAAAAGAUUAAUGUAGAACUUUUACCACAAGGUCAACAUAAUCAUAUCUCACCACGUUCCAAUUCAUCAAUGAUUACAGCAGCUUCAGCUCAUAAUAAGAAGGGUAAAGAGUUAUUAAUGUUUGGUGGUGAAUAUACAUCACCAGAAACUGGGAUGACUCAUUUCUAUAAUGAUUUAUUAUCAUAUACUCCAGAUACUCAACAAUGGCGUAAGAUUACCUCUCAAAAUUCUCCUAUGCCAAGAUCAUCAGCGGCAAUGUGUUAUCAUCCAUCUGGUAUCGCUAUAUUACAUGGUGGUGAGUUUUCCUCCCCAAAGCAAAAUACAUUCUAUCAUUAUUCUGAUACAUGGAUACUUGAUACUUCGACGAAAGAAUGGACGAAAGUUGAUAUUAAGAAAUCUCCAGUCGCCAGGUCAGGUCAUAGGAUUGUUCAUUGGAAGAAUUAUUUUGUGUUGUUUGGUGGGUUUAAAGAUAUUGGUAAUAAUCAAACAAAUUAUUUCAAUGAUGUUUGGUGUUUUGAUAUUUUGAAUUAUAAAUGGACGCAAGUGGAAUUCCCUAAGAACCAUCCGUUACCUGAUCCUAGAUCUGGUCAUUCAUGGAUCCCAGUGGAAGAAGGGUGUAUCCUUUGGGGUGGGUACACUAAAGUGAAAUCUAAAUUGAAAAGUGGUCAACAGAAGGGGAAGAUAUUGAAUGAUUGUUGGUAUUUGAAAAUGAAAAGUGAUUUGAGUAGUAUUAGAUGGGAAAGAAGAAAAAAGUUGGGGUUCCAACCAUCUCCAAGAGUCGGGUGUUCCAUGGCAUAUCAUAAGGGUAGAGGUAUUUUAUUUGGUGGUGUUUAUGAUUUCGAUGAAACUGAAGAAAGUUUGGAAUCUUUAUUCUAUAACGAUUUGUUUAGUUACAACGUGGAAACUAACAGGUGGUUCGCUUUGAAUUUAAGAAAGAAUCAAAAGGGUAAUAAAUCUUUAAAACGUUCUAAUAAUAAAAACUCUAAAGAAAAGGAAAAAGAAUUACAAGAUUUAUUGAACCAGAUUUUAGAGAAAAAUAAUUUGAAAGAUGAAGAUGAUGAAGACGAUGAAGAGGUCAAUGAAAACGAGGACGGUAGUACAACUGCUAGUACUGCUGCAACGAGCGAUGAUGAAGAUACAGAAAGAACUACACAGGAGGCUGAAGGUGUGACCAUCAUGAAUCAAUUACCGCAUCCUAGAUAUAAUGUUGCCAUGACAGUUGUUGAUGACCUAUUAUUUAUUUAUGGUGGUAGUUGGGAAUUAGGCGAAAAGGAUUAUUUCAUCAACUCGUUCUACAGUAUUGACUUGAAUAGGAUUGACGGUGUUACAUGUUACUGGGAAGACUUGAAAGAAAUUGAAAAAGCGAAGGAGUUGGGUGAGCAAGAUUCUGAUGAAGAGGAUGAUGAAGAUGAUGAAGAGGACGAUGAUGAGGAUGACGAUGAAGAAGAAAUUAAGGACCAAAAGUUGGUUGCAGAUGAUGAAGAUGAGGAAGAAGAGGAAGAAGAUGUGCAAGAAAUGGAAAUUCCCGAUUUACGUCCAUGGUUACCACAUCCAAAACCUUUUGAAUCGUUACGUGCGUUUUACAUUCGUGAAGGUCCAGCUUUCCUAGAAUGGGCCAUUUCCAACAAUAAACAUGUUAGAGGGAAGCAUUUAAAGAAGAAGUCGUUUGAACUUUGUGAAGACCGUUGGUGGGAGAGACGUGAUCAAAUCCGUAUUGAAGAAGACAAAUUGGAAGAGCUUGGUGUUGUAGGAGAUGUUAUUGAAAAGGACACUUCUAAGGGAGCUUCGAAAAGAAGAUGA
Naumovozyma dairenensis CBS 421 is the source of this 1992-nucleotide messenger RNA. RefSeq names its product Kel3p (gene KEL3). The record is from RefSeq and is a predicted model, not a curated record. NCBI's taxonomy places the organism in Eukaryota, Fungi, Ascomycota, Saccharomycetes, Saccharomycetales, Saccharomycetaceae. Bases 1 to 1992 code for a protein of 663 amino acids. The transcript has a single exon. Gene Ontology annotation, molecular function: protein binding.